Messenger RNA from Macrosteles quadrilineatus (aster leafhopper), 9401 nucleotides. Its product is annotated as proteoglycan 4-like. Gene Ontology annotation, molecular function: protein binding. The transcript has 13 exons. Gene Ontology annotation, biological process: chromatin remodeling. Gene Ontology annotation, cellular component: CERF complex. Lineage: Eukaryota; Metazoa; Arthropoda; Insecta; Hemiptera; Cicadellidae. The record is from RefSeq and is a predicted model, not a curated record. Bases 256 to 5061 code for a protein of 1601 amino acids.
UAUGGGAAUAAUGUUUGUCCCUCUAAAAGGAUUUCUGUUUAGUUAUUAAGUCGCAAGUGAGCUUAAAUUGUUUUGCGUUUUGUAUGAGAAUGUUUCUAUUAACGUCAGUAGUGGUGGCUUUGUCCCUAGGAUGUAAUUUUGUUUGCCCAUUGUAAGCUUUUAAAGCGACAUUCGGCGGUUUAAAAUAUCCAAACAGCAGUUUUAUUGUGUUUACCAGGGAAAUGUCGAUAUCAGGAUCUUGAACAUACAUCUCUGAUGGAUGAUAUACAAUCAUGGUGGGAAGUACCAAGUAUUGCCCACUUUUGCUCCCUCUUCCGAGUUGCAUUUAACCUUUUGGAUUUUGAUAUUGAGGAGUUGGAGGAGGCUUUACUCACUGAUGGAGCUGAAGACACUGGAAGUUCCCUACUCCAAGAGCUAAUUGUCCGAUUACUGUGUGGCUGUCUCGGCAACAAUGGAAUUUCCACGUUCAAUUACCAGAUGUUCUUGCGGCGACUUUUCCGACAGAAAUGUCGAGAAUAUGGAAAAGAAAACCCUUUCAAUUCGGACAUCGACUUCCAGUUCCUGCCUUUACGCACGAAGGUGGAAAUCUUGCAUGCCCUUUGUGAUUUUCGACUCGAUGCGGACGAUGUCAUGGAUGUUCUCAAGAACCUGGACUCGGAUAGCUUACGAGUACACCCUCUUGGAUAUGAUGAGAACAGAUCUGCGUACUGGUAUUUCUAUGGCACUCGUCUCUACAGAGAAGACUACCCACAUAGAGCAAAAAAGAAGAAGAAGAAGGCUCGUGAGAAGAAGCACGGCCGAAAGUCGCGUAGCGAGAGCGAGUCGGAGCCGGAUAUGGGGUGUGGAGAGUGGCAAGUGGUGUGUUACACAGAGAGUGACUGGGAGCGACUCGCUUACAAGAUGGAGGACUCCCAGUGUAGAGAGGAGCGAGCGUUACACUCUGUGCUAGCCGAAGACUUCCUGCCAGAAAUACCGAGACUGUUCGAAGAAAAGGAACGGCUGCAAAAGAAAAGGUUAAUGGAGAUGCAACCAAGAAGACAAUCCUCUCGAAUAGAAAAAUUAAAACACCAAAAAGAAGAAGAAAAACGAGCUCAAGAAUCAUCAGCAGACAAAAUUGAUCCAAAAGAAAAUGAAAUCAAAGAAAGAGAAAGAAGAGAUAGGGACGCCAGACGGGCGAGAGAGCACCGCGCGAUGUUGCGGUCGCGUUCACACACGAACUCUGAGUGCAGCUCUAGCAGUCAGACAGACAACGCUAGUAAACCCCGCGGCCGUCAGACCAACAACUCUCUCGCCUCUGCCACAGGCCAGAUCAUCAUACAACCUUCCCGGCAGAAACUCCGUACAUCCCAAGUGUUCCGACAAAGUGUGGAGGAUCUGCAGACGGGACUGUACAAGAUCCUGGAUCGGCUGAAGAACCACGAGGACGCUUGGCCAUUCCUGGACCCUGUGGAGGAGGAGUACGCCCCUCGUUACUACUCAGUCAUCGCCAAGCCUAUGGAUUUGCAGAGGAUGGAGGAUAAACUGGACGCUGGCGAGUACAGUACGUUCGGCGAGUUCAAGGCUGACUUCCAACUGAUUGUGGAUAACUGCCGGCAGUACAACGGGAGCGAGAACGAGUACACAGAAAUGGUUGGGAAACUGCUAGAAGCAUUUGAUGCUGCAGUUGAUCGAUAUUUAGAAACUGAAAUUUCUACUGACGAAGAAGUUGCAGUUGAAUUUCCCGGUGAACAAAAGGGCAGAAGAAGGAAAUCUUCACAGGCUUCUAAACAUUCUCCCCCACCAAGUCACAGGAGUGAAGAGAGUGACAACGAACUGCCAGAGGAGGUUCCGGUCAAAGAGGAGUCAGAGGUGGAGGCAGAAGAAGAAGAGGAGGAAGCAAGUCAAAAAGACUCAGAGAGUCAGAGCAGUCGUAGCCAGAGUCGAAGCAAGGCGACCAAGAAGACACAGGAGACCAAGAGACCUGGGAAGAAACCAACGGGGAUCAAGAACGUCACAGACAUCGAGGCACUUGAGUUGGCCACCGAACAAACGUUAAAGGACAUCAACAAGUGGCUAGAUGACACUCCCAGAUUCUCAGAGUUCUCAUCUGCCAGUAACUCACCCUCUCAACUGCCAAUGGUGGAUGAUUGUGAUGGGGUCGGCAGCCGCAUAGAGCACGACUACCGGGCCAGGCUCAAGAUACGAGCAAAAGAGAAACUGGACUUUACGAGAAGAAGAUUUUUCAAGGAUCACGGUUCCUUGAAAAGAAGACGUGAAGUACAAAGAACAAUAGACAGACUUCAACCGGGGAAAAGCAAAGGCAAUUUGUUGUCUAAUCCCAGUGCAAGUAAGAAUGAAGAAACUUCCAUCUCUGGAAACCAAACAGGUAUGAAGGUAAAGGAUCAAAAUGUUGAAACUCUAGAAAAGGAAGAACAGAUAACACCUAAGCUGAGUUUAGGGACAGUUUUAAAUAGUGAUGUUAUCGGAUUUGGAAAACACAGUUUUGAAAAUUCCGAUACUGAGGUUAUGAAAAAGGAUGAGGAUUCUCAAGACGAUUCUGGGGAUGAAAAACCUUUAGUUCUUGAAGAGGAUGAUAAAAACUCUCCAGAAGCGGAAGAAAACCUUCCUGAAGAUGGGUUGUCAACCAAAAAGUUGAAAGAAGAUGCUUCUCCUACUUCCAACAGCUUUGAAAAGAAAACAGCUCCUGUGCCAACUUCAACCAAGGCUGAGAAAUCCUCCACACCAAAUCUGAGUGCAUGGUUUAAAGCGUUUGGGCUGCCAAAAUCACAACCACCUACCAAAAAGAAGUCUGAUAUUAAUGAUGAAAGUAAAGAAAAGCUGGAUCAGUUCAAGGCUACUCCUAAAGACACUGAAGAGGUUAUAUCUGUGGAUGAUGAUAAAGAUAAGAAAAUUACUGUAGCUCCGCCUCUGGUGUCACCUGCUAGAAGACAAAGAAAGGCUAGUACAGGAAGCAGUGUUUCAGAGAGGUCAUCUUUCAGUCAAGACCCUACAGACCCAAUGAUUGAUGGAUCUUCGCCACGGCCGAGCUUAGACGAGCAUUACCUAUCUCCGCAAGCAGACCCGAACAAAACACCUUACCAUCACUCCCCCCUUAAUGGAACCAUAAGAGUUGGUUUUUAUCAAGACACAUCAUUUCCCCGGGGAAGCUCUGAUAAAAGCAGUAGUCCCCGAGAACCUCCCACACCCAAUUGCAGUCCCAGAGAGCCACCCAGCUGUUCACCCAGGGAUAUCCCGAGUUGUAGCCCAAGAACACCAAUGGCAAGUCCCAAGUCAGACUAUCCCUUAUACAGUGGCAGCUCCCUGCCCUACCAGUCACCUUCAGUCAACACUUAUGAUGCACCUAUGUCACCUUAUCCAGCUCACAUGUCAUAUUACGACACUAAUAAACCUUUGACGGAUCAGUACAGGUCAACACCGAUUGCAACUGAAAAGUCUGUAUCAUCAACGUAUCCUGUUAAAAAGAGGAUAAUAAACGAGGUAGAACAAAGUGCUCGCUCUAGUCCUGAGAUAUCUUAUAGAGGUGGGUCUUUCACACCCACUAGAAAUGCUAUUGAGAACGACAGGAGUUUCACUCCCACACCUGGUCGAAUACCCACUCAACCUAAUACAAGACCGGCCUAUGCAUCAGAAACUGCUUUAGCUCUAGGAUUGCAUGGAAUAUCACCACAUCUCAUGGACCCUUAUGCAGAAGAAAGGUUACUUUCCGCUUCAUACUACAGUAAUGAUGGCCUUUAUGGGAAGAACCCUCCCUCAACAACAUCGAUACAUCCCAUGUAUCCAACUUCAAGCAGUGUAAUGAGUAAUGUUAGUUAUCCUAGAGAUGAUAGAGGCUAUUCUCGAAUUCCUCCUAAUUUUUCUGAAACAAGACCUAUCAAAGUCAGUGAUAGUCAGUCAUCGUAUUCUAACUCUUUACCAGUCUCAAAGACCUCAACUCCUGUGAUAAAUUAUUCGGGGCGAAGUACAGAUUUGUCUUGUAAUGCACCUAGGUCAUCUUCACCUUUGAAUUAUUCCAGUCAUCCUACUGCUGCCAAAACAAAUACACCACCAAACCUCAGUUAUGUCAGUAGAUCACAAGAUUCAAACAAACUAACCGAAAGCCCCUUGGAUUUUGCCAAGGUAUCUCAAAAUGAGCCGAUUAAAAACAAAGAAAGUUCCCACAUUACUUAUCCUACAAGUCGAGAAUCUUUACCUCCUAAAGUGAGUUCACCUUACAGUAGGGCAGUUUCAGACUUAUCCGCGCCCGGUUUGAGCUACAAUCACUCUCCGGACCUAGUCAGUGGGAAACUUAGUGUUCCGCCUUCACCGCUGAGCUACCCUUCUCAACAAGACUUGCUCGCAGGCAAGGUGAAUUACAGUCAUCCGAUGUCCGAUCUCGCAAGGUUUGGCUACCCUCACAGUGUCAGCUACAACCACCCGAUGUCGGAUCUCAUCCAAGCCAAAGCUACCUCAGGGACGUACCCUGGCAGACCAGUGGAUCUGAUGACUGCUGGGUACAACAGGCCUCUGGAAGUCGCCUAUCAACAGGUGUCCAGGGCCAGCACUACACCUAAGCCGUCAGAGCCAGCAGCCAAACCCGCUGUGAAGAAACCGAGCAAGAAGAGAAAGAGCAGCGACACCUCCACACCCUCUGGUAUCCCGGCAGGAUUUCAGCAGUAUUUGGGACAGUCCUCGUCCGAAGCAAUAUCUUUAAAAACAUCUAGUGUUGUACCAGGAAGUGCCUUUAAUUUUGGCCCAGCGCCACUCAAAGACAGUUACACUUCGUACCUGGAAGAAAUGCGGUCCAGUAAUUUCUUCGCACCUCAUCCGGACAUGAGUGCAAACACUAAAAGUUCUUCCCCUAGUCCACAUCCACCUGCUUCACCCUUCCCCUACCUGAGUCAUGCUCCGUCUCGGCCUCUGUCCUACCCGCAUCCCUUUAUGAACUAUCCGCAGAUGCUGCAGAAGGAGGAGUUACUGAGGCCGAUGGUCCUGCACCAGGGUCUACUCCCCCCCACUGGAUACCCCCCUCCAGGAGGGUACCUUGGGAUGCACGACCCCAUGAACAGAUCCUCUUGGUUAUGAAGGUAUUUCACAAUAAGUUGUGACCUAUUUUAUUGGCUUUAGAUUUAUGAAUAUUGAUCUUAACUUCUUAAAAACAUUCUUUACCACUGAAAGCAGUAAAACCUCAUUACAAGCUUUAAAAUUCUCAAAAAAGAUUUUUUGUUUAGCUCUUGACUUGUAAGCUGGCACUUGACCGAUCCCUACUAGCCUCUAGCUCAAAAACAUUAUGUGCCAUCGUGAGGGUUGCGUAAACUGUCCUCACAACCCUCGUGAAGGUGCUCAAGUACAUGAAACACGAGGAGUCAACUUGUUGAGUCAGCGGAAAUGUUUGCAGUCCGGUCUUUUCCUCACUACCACCCACCCCUACUACACGCCUGUGCUAGGCCCAAGUGCCAGCUUACGUGUCACGAGCUAUACACAAAAGGUGUUACAGCUCUACCCAUGUGAAAGUGACAUGCUUUCUAAAUAAAAAAAAGACUUGUUGCACACAAAUGGUGUUGUGUUAAACUUAUAUUAUGAAAUACAAUUAUUUAAUUAUUCAAUUAUUUCAUACAAAAUGUAUGUAUGUUAAUUAUAACAAAAUGUAUCUUGAAAAAUGUAUCUGUGUAAAAAGAAAUUAUUAGUCUUCCUACCAUAUAUUUUUCUUUUGUACCUAGUUGAAAGCGCAAUGUUACAUUUGUCUUUUGACUUACCUUCCAAAUUACUUUUAAUACUACUCAUAAAAUUCAAACAUUUUCCAAAAGUCUCAAAUCACACAUUGUGGUUACAUAUUUUGUCCAAUCAUUAAGAAUCUUCUAUUGGAAAUUAAAGUUAUCAGAAAUCAGGUUUUACUGCAUAAAAUCCUUCUGGUUAGCACAUGUCUUUCUCAUAAAAGUGUACAAUUAAUGUAUUUCCAUUUUAAUAAAUAAUUAUUUGUUGAAAGCUAAGGUAAUAUAAGUAAUACAUAUCUGAAAUGUCUGGGUUUUGUAAGGUUAGUUAAUGAUAUAACUUAAAUUGUAUCCCAUACGAUCAAAGUUUGUGUGACAGAAAAAAUUGCAAUACGUUUUUAAGGUAAUAGAUUUUGUAUGAACAAUUGAAGGCUAAGUAGUAAUUUUGUUUACUUGAACCAAUUUAUUGCAUGAAAUCAACUUCAACGUUUUCUUCUCAUUCUUUCUUACAAUUUAAUAAAAUAGCCGAGCCUUUAAAAUUAAUUUUUUCAUUGGCCCAGUUUGUUUCAUAUUUUGUAUUUUGAUGAGCUAUAAAACAAACAAACAAACUUAACAAAAGCACAUCAACUUCAGGGUUUAGAAUAUAAAGUUAACAAAUCCGUGUGUAUAUGUAUUUAAAAAUACAUAGCUUUAAUAUUAAAAGUUAACGAUUUAGUGAUGAUCCUAAGCAGCUGUUUGUAACAAAUGUAAAUAAUAAUGCUCUCUAUAAUUGUUAGAAUUCUGUACAUAUUAAUAGUUUGCUGCAUUUAGGAUUUAUGUACUUAUCGUACGCAUUCAUCUCAUCAUUCAAUACUCGAAACAGCCUAUGAUCCAAUGAUUGUAUUAGUCCAUACAUUCACAUAUUCACUUUACCAAAGACACUGAUUACUGGACCAACUACCGAUGUGUAUAUAGUCGAUGAAAAACUGUUUAAUGUUUUGUACAUCCUAAAUGAGUAUACUUAAUUUUUUGUUUGUACAUGAAAAUUUUCAUAUUUGUGUAAACUCGAUUUAAAUAAGAUGUACAGUUGUUUUAUAUAGUAAGUAGUUAAGCGAUAGAGAUUUUGUUUGUAGUUGUGCAUUCUAUUUUUGUUAUUAACUGAAAAGUUAAUAUCCAGUUUUAUGAAAUAUUAUUUGUUUAUUGUUAAUUUUGUAUGUUUUCUCUGUCACUGGUAGACCGACAACAAACUUCAACAAGUUUUAUUGUUGGAUUCGUCAUUUAAAUCUGUAUCGCUCAUUAAUUUUGUAUUGUUGCAUCUUUGGAAACCUCUUAAAAAUAUUAAUUAGUUAUAAAAAAUGUUACAUUAUAUCCUCAAAUAAAAGUUGUUUAAAAUGCUCUAUUUCAAUAAUAAGAAAAAGAAAAACCACAGUAACUUGUAAAAAUUGAAAUGCUGUAAGUUCAAUCAGUUAUCUAUGUCAUAAACUUCAUUUCUUAAUUACAUUGUCAAAUAUAAACUGAACAAAUUGUUAUUUAUAUAUCAACAUUAUAAUAACAUAUUACCUCACUGAAACUAAUGUUAUUUAUUUUUGCUGUACAGUGAGUAUCCAAGUUUGCUGCUACCAGGGAUACAAAGAUUCUUGUUUUUGUUAAAUAGUAACGGCCUUCCAUAAAGUGAUGAAAUAUGUAAGAAUUAAUCAAAUUAUUCCUAAAAAAGCAAUAUUUACCCAUAGUUAUUCCCACUGAGGAGAAUGUUAGAGAAGCAUCAUUAUUUUUUUUUAUAUUUUGAUAACCAAUAUGCUUAACACAUUAAUUUAAUAUUGCAUACACUUUUUGUUUAGUGGCAAGCCUUUUAACAACCUUCACAUACACACUCAAUGAUCUUCCUUAAACAACAACUUAGACUUUUACUAUACUACAGCAUGUGGUUUUUUAACUAUGUGGUUUCUCACUAUAUAGAGUGUAGAUUAAGUUUCAUGUCAUUCCUAUGUGUUCCAUAGUCAUACACUAUUUUCUGUGACAGUUAUCAAUUAGCUAUUCAGGCAUCUGGAUCACUUUUUUUAGCAAUAACUUAAUGUUCGAUUCUCUUUGUAUUUGUAAAAACAAUAGGCGCACCAACAGCUUAACCUCACUGGUAGGCUGAUAUGUGAGUGUGUGUGUGAAUGUUGUGUAAUCCUCUAAGGCUUGCCAGUAAACAGACAAGAAUAUAAUUCCUUUCUCUUUUUAAGCUAAAUUAGGCGUUGGAUAUAACCAAACAAAAUUAUUUUCCCGGGUUCAGUUAAAACAAAAUCUCUUAAAAACAUUGCUAAAAUAUUUUCUAAUUGGUAUUAAACCAUCAAAGUUACAUAAUUUUAUUAUGUUCAACACAUUUUUCUUAUGUAAAGUAAUACUAAAUUUAAAAGUUAAAAUUUAGUAUUACAUUACAUUAAUUUGCCAAUAUCUCCAAUACAAGUUAUUAAAAUUGUUCUUAGAAAAUUUUACCAACCAUAAAAUAUAACAAUCUUUGCCGCAAGAUUGUGUAUACAAUUUGGUUUUAUUUAACCAGUACAUUUUUAGCUCAUUUCAAAAUAGUUUGACCCUUACCCUCAAGUAAUUAAUCUUCAUGGAUUUUCAAAUCUCACCAUCACCAAAAUAUCAAAAGUAGCCUAUUGUCUGUAUCACUAAAAUAAAAAGUAUAAUUCUCUGUACUUUGCGUGCAUACUCAACUCAUUCUGGAAUAUUGUAAAAUAUGUUUAGUUUUACGCAUCCGUUAUCAAAGUAAAACUUGAAUAAAAUACUUUUUUAACAAUACCUUAAAGUACCUAUUACCAGUGCAAUAUGACUUAUUACAAACAAUUUAUCCAGAUUUAUAUUAUGUUAAUGAAUUAAUAUUUAUUUUUAUAUUAGUUUAUUCUGAUUUAAUUGACUGUUUAUCGUAUCAAAAAUGUUUCAUUCAUUCAACAUAUUAGUCUGCUGUCGAACAACUUUUUUUACAUAAUUAAUGACAUUUAAUGUCAUUUGUUAAAUUUUCCAUGUUUAUUGUAGCUAAAUUGAUGCUCAGAAAUAAUUUCUUUAACCGUAAGAUCCACGUAAUACCUACCUCCUCCCGGACAUGAGUAAUAUUCUUUACUAAUGUUGUUUGUGCUAUGUUUUAUACAUUACUUUAUUGAUCUCAUUUAGUAUGUUUGGUUUUAGUAUGCAACUUGAUUUAGUUGCUUUAGAGCUCAGUUAAAUAGUAAGAAACAUGAUUUAAAUUUAUUAUUAAGUUUAAGUAUUUUUAUAAAUUGUGUUCUGUUUGACUACAACCACAUCCAACUAGUAUUUAAACAUUCUUAAUACCUUUAAGUUGGAAGUUAUUUCACAUUUGUUUCUUUCAAUUAAAAUAAGAUUUAACAUCAACCCUUUUUUUAUAACUUGCUUUGAAGCAUGUAGUAUAUAUAUUUUUUUAAAUUUUGACAUACAUGUUUAAGUACAUCUCAAAAUUGUCUGAAACUCCCCAACUUCUCAGGGCUUAGUUCCAAAGUUAGAAACGAUUUUUUAAAACAAUUCUUUUAAAUAUUAAGUAACUUUAUAUUUGAUUUUUUAUGAUAAAGGUAGACGUUUACAUUAAUUAAUGUGUACAAAGUGUAAUUUAUUGCACAUUUUACAAAUUACCUACUUAAAUUCUGUUACUUUCUUGAAGCUAGUUUUUGUUGUGUUAUGAAAUGCUUUUUAAUACGUAAAGGUUAUUUCCAGUUUUGUACAAGACUGUUAUCCCUA